GGCGGUCACAUUCAAGGUGCUAUAAACAUCUACACUGAGCAAGGAAUCCAAACCUUCAUGGAAAGUCGUCUUCAUUUCACAAAGAACGAUAUUUUGAUAUUCCACUGUGAAUUUUCGUCACACAGAGGACCUAAGCUAAUGAGGUUUCUUCGAAGUAUGGAUCGCAAACAAAAUAGCCACAGAUAUCCAGAGCUUAACUUUCCCGAAAUUUAUCUUUUAGACGGAGGAUACAAAGCAUUUUAUCAACACAACAAGGUUCAAUGUAAUCCUCAAGCUUACCUACCAAUGUUACACGAAGAUCAUUCAAAAGACUUACGCCAUUUUCGUGUCCGAUCAAAGUCGUGGACAGCCGGAGAAAAGCGAACAAGAUCUCGACGAGUCAUUCGGUCGCCCUAUUAA
Molecule: messenger RNA, 399 nt
Organism: Lottia gigantea (owl limpet)
Lineage: Eukaryota; Metazoa; Mollusca; Gastropoda; Lottiidae
Exons: 3
Biological process (GO): G2/M transition of mitotic cell cycle; protein dephosphorylation; positive regulation of G2/MI transition of meiotic cell cycle
Cellular component (GO): nucleus; cytoplasm
Molecular function (GO): protein tyrosine phosphatase activity
Source: RefSeq, a predicted model, not a curated record